CCUCCCUCCUUACUACUACAAGCUAACUACAAGCUAAUUACAAGCUAGCUGAAGUCAAUGGUCUUGGGUGCUGCACACUAUAAAAACUGCAAAUAGAAGCAUGCAGUGGCACACCUACCUACUGAUGCUGGCUAUGCUGGCACUGAUAACAUUGGCAAGCAGUGAGAAUAUUAUCAAUAUUGAUCCCUAUGCAACGUCUGGCAACCAGUCCCUUGAGCACCAUCUCUGCUCCAAUUCUGACCAGCUGCAGUCCAACACUGUCUUGUUGCUGCCCUCAGGACAUUACUCCAUUGGAAGAGGCGGUCCUUGCAUCAUAUCGGAUAUCAACAACUUGACAAUUCGAGGGGCUGCUACAGCAGAGAACACAGUACAAGUAGCUUGCACUGACGAAUUCUUUGGGAGAAUUUUCGCUUUCGUCAAUGUCACAAACCUUCAAUUUGAGAAUUUUGAAAUAACGACUUGUGGUGCCUUCAUACCGGAAAGCUUGGGUGAGUUUGUCAAUGAAACAAAUGUUGUGCAAUUUGGUGAUAAGCAGAAGGCAGUGAUUUUGCUCAUACAUAUCAAGAAUGUCUACAUACACAAUGUUAUCAUGUCAAGAAAUUUCGGAUAUGGAAUUAUUGCCGUAAAUCUACAGGGCGAUACAAGCCUCGACAAAGUUAAGGUAAUCCUAACAAGCUACCGUGAUCAUCCGCUUUGCAUUGGCUUUGAAACCGAUCUUAGCUGUACAGGUAGUGGUGUGUUCUUUCUCUACACUGAUCCUUCCCCUAAUGCCACGUUCUCUCCCGUCAAUUCUUCAUUGACCAUCACCAACUGUUUUUUCUAUAGGAACAGCUAUCGUAUUCCAAUUGUGCAUUACUUGUCCGUUUACACCGUAGCCAGGAGUCCGUUUCGUACCGAAAGGAUUACUGCAAUUGGUGGAACUGGUGUUUCAGUUGUUUCUGGACAAAGAUCGUAUUUGUUGGACACUCAAGUGAGGGAUACAAUAUUCAGUGAGAACGAAGGUCAAACUAGUCCUUUGAUACUCUUCCCAUUUAACAAUAUACGUGAAACAUCUUAUCUUGUCCAAAAUUGUAUUUUCCGCAACAACUACGUUCGUGCUCCUGGUAGAGGUGGAGGAAUAGUUUUUCUUCUGUUGGUUUUUGUUGAUGCCCUCACCACCUUCCCCCAGUAUCCAGACAACCUGUACACUAUGCUCUCUGUUAAAGACACUGAAUUUUACGGGAAUGAAGCUCAUAUCGGAGGUGCUAUAUACUUGCACAUGUCUCCACAAAAUGUUACUGAGUUGCAAAUGUACAUUUAUAAUACUUCCUUUAAUAGAAACAUUGCUCAAACCGGCUCUGCAUUAUCUGCCAAUUCUAUUCCAACUUUGUUCAUUCCACGAUCUAGUGAAGUUUUACUCGAAGACAUUACUGUGACCAACAACACUUUCCCGACCAGUCUAAUGACCACAACCUCUACAAUUGAUAACAGUGCAGCUCUAAUCUUCAGCCUCAUCAACAACGUGACCCUCGCGGGAAGAAACGAUACUGGAGGUUCUGUAUUGUCUUAUAACUCACCCGGAGCUGUUCUCGUGUCGGGAGGAAAGAUCUAUUUUCGCGGCCAUUUAGAAUUCAGCGAUAAUCUUUCGUUCAGAGGUGGUGCAAUUGCUCUCUUUGACUACACAUUGCUGCAUAUAUUCGAAGGAUCCAGAAUCAAGUUUAUGCGAAACCAUGCUCUGACAAACGGUGGGGCCAUUUAUGCCAACUCUAUUGGAACUGGUGCACUGGAUGUAUGUGUAUUUCAAAUUGUUGGCUCUCACAGAAUUUCAACUCCCGAAGAAGUCGGGCUCCUUGAUUUAAACAUUAAGUUUGAAUCCAAUUAUGCUGACAUAGCUGGUAACUCCAUAUAUGCCAGCCCUCUGUAUGAGUGUGCCUUCUCGCCUGAAGCAUCAACUGUGAUGAACCAGUUCGACUACAACGAGCAAGAUCUCUACGAUGCAGUUUUUGAUUUCAUACGCACUGUGCCUAAUGGAAACGAGGAAGUGUCAUCUGUACCCAAUCGGCUUUCAUUUUGCAACCAAACAAUUGGUAUCGAUUACUUGAGUGAUUUAACCUCGAUGCUUAGAACAAUUCCUGGGAAACUGUUUUCUGUCAAAUUGAUUCCUUUGGAUUUGAAAGACACUCGUGUUCAGUCUGAAAUGUAUGCUCAACUAAGCAAUGCAAAUUUUGCACUUGGACCCACUCAAAACGUCCAAACACACAACGGAAGUAACUGCACUACUGUCAGCUUCAACAUCUACGGCCCAGAGAGCUCGACUGUACAGCUGUUUCUGUACACUCACCUCGGUGGUGCGGGCCUAACAGUGGACGUGGAUGUGGGAUACUGUCCCCCUGGGUUCGAAUUGGCCGUAGCAGACAAUCUCCUGCAGUGCAUCUGUAGUGAGUACGUGAUGAAUGUGAUCCAAACUACUUGCAAUGUCAACACCUACACUAUCAAUCGACCGGGAACUAGCUGGAUGGGGGUUGCAAAUAACAACCAAUCGAACGUCGAGUGGGUGACAACAUGCCCGAUUGGAUACUGUAACCCUGACAUUCUAGAUGUUGAUUUGGAGAUACCAGACCAGAUAUGUGACCCUGGCCGCACUGGUGUACUUUGUGGUCAAUGCCAAGAAGGAUUGAGUGUAGUGUUUGGAAUAUCUGCUUGUAGAGAAUGUACUAAUUACUGGCUCUUCACAAUUGUAGUAUAUGCAAUUGUAGGGAUACUACUUGUUUUUGCCCUGUUUAUUCUUAAUUUCACCGUGGCCAAGGGAACAAUCAAUGGCCUCAUCUUUUAUGUGAAUGUUGUCAGCAUUAAUGGAGGGAUUAUUUUCGAGAGUGAUGCAUCUUUUGUCAGAGUUUUUGUGUCCUUACUCAAUUUGGAGCUGGGAUUUCCUAUCUGUUUCUACGAUGGAAUGACUGAAGCAGCAAAAAUCGGCCUACAAUUCGUCUUCCCUGUCUACCUCCUCCUACUGUGUUUGGUACUUAUUCUACUGAGCAGGUGGUCGUCCAAGAUUCAGAAGAUAACUUCCUGCAAUAGCAUAGCAGUGCUAGCCACUCUCUUCUAUCUCUCGUAUGGCAAGCUACUCCGCACUGUCAUUGAUUGCUUCUCUUUUGCUACACUGGCCAGUGAACAUGGAUACAAGACAAUAUGGUUGUACGAUGGCAACUUGCAAUUUUUCAGUGGAUUGCACAUACUACUUUUCCUAGUAGCUUGUUUUGUUACUUUGGCUUUCCUCAUACCUUAUACUCUCCCUCUUGUAUUUAUCAAGCGUGUUAACGCGCACACUAUUCGACUCAAGCCCCUGUUUGAUGCUUACGCUGGACCCUUCAAGGACAACUAUCGCCAUUGGUUUGGAUUUCGUCUUGUGAUACUGGCUGCCGUGUGUAUUACCUAUGCUAUAACUGGAGCUGACUACCAACUUUUGGCCUUGACUAUCGAAUCACUUUUGAUCAUUUGGUUUGCAGUGUGGCAAGCAUAUACCCAGCCCUACAAGAAUCAUGCCGUUGGAUUACUAGACCUCUUCUUUUUGCUUAAUUUCCUCACCAUGUCAGUUUGGUUGCUCCAUCUCAUUGACGAUGUAACUCCAGGUGCAGUAACCAAGAGAAUCGGCGUGGUUACAUUAUUAGUUGCCGUGGCCUCUGCAGUUACACUGGGGAUGUUAAUCUAUCACAUUCUCGACCAAAUCUACCACGUUUCGCCGAAAGCACGAAAGAGAUUCGAUACGUUUUGGCAGAAAGCAACUUCUGUGGACUGUUACCAGCGGUUCAAGCAGAUAAAGAACAUGAUGUUGAAUAAUCGCAAAAUGACUAGUGAAGCUUAUAAUCCUAACAACGUUAUUGCCAACAGUGUCGAGUUAGAUACAAAAGAGAAGUCUGUGACAUACUCGGAAGUUGUAGUUGAGUGUAGGACACAAACAUUCUCUCAGCUUAGAGAGCCAGUUAUGAGUUUUUCUGAUUAGCAUUAAUACCCUUGUACGUGUGUAUAUUAAUUACCAAAAUAUGUUUUAAAGAUGCUAUGAAGAGUUCUCUUAAUUAAUUA
Halichondria panicea is the source of this 4056-nucleotide messenger RNA. RefSeq lists its product as uncharacterized. The record is from RefSeq and is a predicted model, not a curated record. Bases 101 to 3976 code for a protein of 1291 amino acids. The transcript has 2 exons. Lineage: Eukaryota; Metazoa; Porifera; Demospongiae; Suberitida; Halichondriidae.